Molecule: messenger RNA, 1101 nt
Organism: Lachancea sp. 'fantastica'
Lineage: Eukaryota; Fungi; Ascomycota; Saccharomycetes; Saccharomycetales; Saccharomycetaceae
Source: the annotation of a GenBank genome assembly
AUGGGAAACAAGCGAUUAGAUCAUAUCCGAAAAGACGCCUUAGAGUCAGCCCCUUAUUUGGGGAGUGAUGAGGAUUCUUCUACUAUGAAAGAUGCAUCUUCUUUAUCCACAAUAGACUCACAGCCGGAGGUCAAGCCCUGGGUUCACUUCGUUGCUGGCGGCGCGGGAGGGAUGGCUGGUGCCAUUGUAACAUGUCCCUUCGACGUGGUCAAAACUAGACUGCAAAGUGACGUUUUCCAAAGUGCCUAUAAGUCUUCCGCUACUGGUGAUGCGAACGGAGCCUCGAACUAUAUUAAAACCGGGGCUAGACACUUUAAAGAAACGUUCGGAAUCCUUUCAGAUGUCUACAAGCUAGAAGGCUUUCGAAGUCUCUUCAAGGGACUGGGACCCAACCUUGUGGGAGUCAUCCCCGCAAGAAGCAUCAAUUUCUUCACCUAUGGAACUACAAAACAGAUAUAUUCCAAGGCCUUCAAUGAUGGCCAAGAGGCACCCUGGAUUCACCUCAUUUCUGCUGCAACUGCUGGAUGGGCUACUUCCACGGCUACAAACCCCAUAUGGCUUAUCAAAACCCGACUUCAGCUAGACAAGGCAGGCAAAACCAAGCAAUAUCAGAGCUCCUGGGAUUGCCUCAAACAUAUUUUGCGCCACGAGGGCUUCCUUGGUCUCUAUAAAGGGCUAAGUGCGUCUUACUUGGGAUCUGUGGAAGGUAUUUUACAAUGGUUGUUGUACGAACAGAUGAAGCAUGUUAUUAAGAUGCGUUCCAUCGAAAAAUUCGGAAACAUAAGCGAGGGUGAGAAAAGUGGUACUGAGCAAUUCAAAGAAUGGUGUCAGAGGUCAGGCAGUGCUGGCCUUGCCAAGUUUCUGGCAAGCAUUGUCACCUACCCGCACGAAGUGGUGCGAACGAGAUUGAGACAGGCACCACUGCAAGACGGAAAACCCAAAUACACUGGCCUUAUUCAAACGUUCCGGGUGAUCAUAAAAGAAGAGGGUUUAGCCUCAAUGUAUGGCGGGCUUACACCUCAUCUUCUUCGAACGGUUCCCAAUAGUAUCAUCAUGUUUGGUACCUGGGAAUUGGUUAUAAAGCUGCUGUCAAACGUCUGA